CUCCUCCAUUAACGGAUAUCGCGAAUUCUUCAAUUUUAAACGUAUCUCAGAGCAACGAACUCAGAUACCGGCGGCUGAAAUCUGCAGAGUGCGGUUGUGUUCGUUUGUUAAUUUCAUUGACAAACGCGUGAAAGUUUUGUUGCUGCUCCGGUCAGUUGGAUGAAAUAAGCUCUAGCCAGUAGACGGUAAAAAUAAAUGAGUCGGGGGAUAAGUACGAGAGGAAAAUUUGUAUAGAGAUCGUUGAAUUUCACGGGAAAAUUUAGUGCGGUGCAUGUAUAUCGUCCAAUCGUUGCUGGAGGAACCGUUAGAAGUUUACGUUGUAUGCGCAUUUGAACGAUCUAGUACACAUUUGUCAUCUGCGUGCGGGAACCACUCCCGAUUGGUGUUACGGUGUUUCCGCGUUAUUCGUCGUUGAUUAAAAGAAGACUAGCAAUAUGGCUGUUAAUGUCUAUGCAACAAAUGUGACAACAGAAAAUCUGAGUCGACAUGAUAUGCUGGCAUGGGUGAAUGAUUGUUUGCAAUCAUCGUUCAGUAAGAUCGAGGAGUUAUGCACUGGUGCUGUUUACUGUCAGUUCAUGGACAUGCUUUUCCCUGGUAGUGUAUCUUUGAAGAGGGUUAAAUUCAAGACUAACCUCGAGCAUGAAUACAUACAGAAUUUCAAAAUUCUCCAAGGAGGUUUCAAAAAGAUGAAUGUAGAUAAGAUUGUUCCAAUUGAUAGGCUGGUGAAAGGUAGAUUCCAAGACAACUUCGAAUUUUUACAAUGGUUCAAGAAAUUCUUUGACGUAAACUACUCCAGAACGGAGCCAUACGAUGCACUUGCUAUGCGAGGAGGAGAAUCCAUGGGUAGUGGUGGAAGUAAUGCGUCGCACGGCACUAAUGCAAAACGCACCACGCCACGUGAUGUAAAUUCGCCUAAAUCAGCUGCUCGUCUUGGUGAGGGAACUGCGCCUCCUGCACUCGCAGCUAGUACCAAGUCUAUAAGCCAUACUAUUAACAAAGUUCCUCCAAUCCACCGUCCGCAAGUGAAAACAGCCGCAAUUGGAAAUCGCGGAGAUCCUGGGAAAGUCGAAGAGCUUAGUGCGCAGGUGAUGGAGCUAAAAAUGUCGCUCGAGGGAUUGGAGAAGGAAAGAGAUUUUUAUUUCGGUAAACUACGCGAUAUUGAAGUUAUGUGCCAAGAAUGUGAUAACGGAGACAAUCCUCCACCAAUAAUAGAGAAAAUCUUAGACGUCCUUUACGCAACAGAGGAAGGAUUUGCACCACCUGAAGAAUUAGGGGACGGGAUCGCGCCCGAUGACGAGGAAGAAUAUUAACUUUUUUUUUUUUGUACAAUCAUUAUAAAAAGAAUAAGAGCAAACUGUCUCGAGUGCGUUUCAGGUUAUUAUGUUUGUGAGCCAGUAUCAGUACCCUUUGCAUAAUUAAUAAGCUACUUUGUAUAGCUGUUCAAGCAUUUGCGCCUUCAUUUUGUUACAAAGUUCACCGAGUUCAUUGAGAUUCGCACGUAACUAGGAUAGAAAUACGUCGAAUAAUGCACUCGAAUAAGUUGUACUCUACAGCAAGUAAUUAUUAAGAAGGAAACAGAAUUAGUAAUUUACAUAUUGUCAUAGUUCUUUAUCGUGCUACGAUAACGGUAGAGUUUCGAACAUCGACAAGUCCCAACGUACGAAGAAAAAAAGAAAAAAAGAGAAAUUAUGGACGCAGAAUAAUUAUCUGAGUUCAGUUUGUUAUACAGUGAUUUAUGUUAACUAUGUUCAUUAACGUGUGAGUGUUUUUGUUUGUAAAUGCACUACGUUUUUAUCGAUAAAUAGAUCGAUCUUGUCGGUUUGUCCAUUUCGUACAUCGCGUAGUUCUCUGAAACGUAGGGGGGGUCUAUUCGUGCAUAAUCUAGCGCUGUUCCGACUCGUUGAAGCCAUUUACCUCGUGCAAUUAUGCAUAAACGAAAGAUGUAUGUAAUUGAUUGUUAUUAAUAUUAAUUUUGUCAACCGUAGUACGAAACAAUUAUGUAUAUCAAACUGAUACGAAACGCAUUAAAAUUGAAUUUCACAAGUUUUAUAAAUAUUUUUUAUCUUCGAUUUAAUGCAUGUUGUUACACUUUAAGCGUAUAAUUGUAAACUUGUAUGUAAAGAAAAAAUUGCAGUUUAAACAAUUCAGCAGGUGUGUACGUACGUCUUGAAAUAGAAUACGAACACGACGAUUUACUAAAUUUUCCAGCAUUGAUUUUUGGAGAUGCACAAGAUCGACGGUACAUUGGAUUUUGAUCGACGCGUGGUUUCAUUCGAAUGUUAUCGGUUCCGCGCGGAAGUAUAGUACGAGCGUCUCUUUGCAUCUCCAUGGUCCGUUUUUCAGGAUAAGGAUGGCCUUAAACAGCGAUCAAAUUCGAAGGUUACAAAGAAAUUAUUAGAGUUGAACGCAAAGUGUAUCCUCCCGAGUACUCUACGAUAAUCACGUUGCAGAACUAUUAGACAACGGAGCGCUUCGCUUUUGAGAAAUUUGUAAAAUUGUGUAGCCUAGAGAGUGUACGAGGAAUAACGAGCGAAAGGGUUCUCCAAACACGUAAAGCGGAAACCGUCUGCGUAUUUGCUGCGUGUGUAUGGCUGGGUGUGUGUAUCUUUUGAAAUCGUCGUUUGAAUCAACAAAGACAAAUUAUGUAAUGAUUUUAGGUUUUUAAGAAUCGGAGUAACUGUAAGAAACGCGUCAAAUAUUGUUAGAAUUAUUUGAAUACGACUUUUAAGGGCGAGAUAUUGCAUUUUAACUUCCGCUCGCUACGUCAUUGCUCUAUAUGUACGUAAACGGCGAUCAU
This is a messenger RNA of Colletes gigas, 2797 nucleotides long. It is a transcript of the gene Eb1, whose product is annotated as microtubule-associated protein RP/EB family member 1. The coding region runs from base 435 to 1310 and encodes 291 amino acids. NCBI's taxonomy places the organism in Eukaryota, Metazoa, Arthropoda, Insecta, Hymenoptera, Colletidae. The record is from RefSeq and is a predicted model, not a curated record. The transcript has 7 exons. Gene Ontology annotation, molecular function: microtubule plus-end binding. Gene Ontology annotation, biological process: spindle assembly; protein localization to microtubule plus-end; regulation of microtubule polymerization or depolymerization. Gene Ontology annotation, cellular component: spindle midzone; cytoplasmic microtubule; microtubule plus-end.